GGGGGAGGGAGUGCUGCGCCGGGAGAGCCGGAGAGAUUCCCGCGGGCCGCGAGCAGGGAAGUCAGGCACCUGGCGGCGGAGGACAGUAACACAGGACAGAAGGGGAAAUCUCCGUCUCUUCCUCUCUCUUCUGCAAGAGAUCCUCCUGUUUUUCUCCCAACUCUUAGCAUCACCUUCGAAGAUCAACCCCUACAGACUUUCUUAUCUUGUUAUUUUUUUUUUUAAUUAUUAUUAUUGAGAGAAUACCUUCAGCUGCAAAACAAUCUUGGAAUCUAUGCAGGACUUGGGGGGUUUUGUUAUCUCGCCGGCGAAAUCGUUCAUCACUGCUGCCUUGCUCUCGCAGGGUGCUCAGUUGGCCACCGGAGUGGGCAUGGCGAGAGCGGCUUUUAUCGUACACUCUUCAGUUUGAACACAUUUCCUUGAAAUUUGCUGCAUGAUGCCGUCCGAGGAAGCAGGAUUUUUUCUCGGGAUGCAGCGAUUCGUCGGCAUCUGAGCUUAUUGCAGAAGGAAAAAAAAACAAAUCUUCAACGGAGUGUUGCUUUUUUUUUUUUUUUUUCUUCCCUCUCCUGUCUCCUCCUUUCAUUGCCAGAGGACGCGAAUCUCUUCCAGCGGGGACAGAUCACCUGUCGCUUUAAUCCUUAAGGGAGUUUUUUUUUUUUUUUCCCUUAAAAAAAAAAAAGUGAAUUAUUUUAUUUUAUUUAUUUAUUUAUUUAAACCGGUGGAGGCGUGAUUGUGGAGAAUGAGACUGAGGGGAGCUGCCGGGCUUUGGAGGACAAGGCUGAGUUUAGGCUGGAAACUGAGAGACUAAAUUAACCCCCCUCCUUUUUUAUUUCUUUUUUUUUUUUUUUUUUUUUUUUUUUUGGAGGGGGACACAACUUCCCCUCUUCCCCAACGCUCCGCGCUCAGUUUCACCUUAUGGACAGAUCAGGCAACCUAGCCACGGAGGAGCUCAAGAUGGAUGAAAAGUGGAUCAUUGUAAAUGAGGAAGUCAGAAGACCUGGUGCUAUGACACGAGAGCAGUAUAUUUUAGCAACACAACAGAACAGCCUUCCAAGGACUGAAAAUCCUCAAUUUUACCCAGUAGGGAUUUAUGGAUGGCGAAAGAGGUGCUUAUACUUCUUUGUACUUCUGCUGUUGGUUACCAUGAUUGUUAACUUAGCAAUGACAAUAUGGAUUUUGAAGGUUAUGAAUUUCACAGUGAGACUGUUGCUGCACUUUGAACAGAACUUCUGGUUUAAAUUCAUCCAAAAGGAAUCCCCUUCAAAUGCAGAAAAACUGCCCCACAGUCUGAGCCAACAUGGAGAUGGAAUGGGAAAUUUGAGAGUCACUAAAAAAGGAAUACGACUUGAAGGAAUAUCUGAAUUUCUCCUUCCACUAUACGUGAAAGAAAUCAAUUCCCGAAAGGAUAGCCCACUGGUCUUACAGUCUGACAGAAAUGUAACAGUGAAUGCAAGAAAUCACAUGGGACAGUUAACUGGACAACUGACAGUAGGAGCUGAUGCUGUGGAGGCCCAGUGUAAGAGAUUUGAAGUGAGGGCAAGUGAAGGUGGAAAAGUAUUAUUUUCUGCAGAUGAAGAUGAGAUAGUCAUUGGAGCUGACAGACUGAAAGUAACAGGCACAGAAGGGGCAGUGUUUGGACACUCCGUGGAGACACCCCAUAUCAGAGCAGAACCUUCCCAAGACCUCAAACUUGAAUCUCCAACUAGAUCCUUGGUGAUGGAAGCACCCAGGGGAGUGCAAAUCAAUGCAGCUGCAGGAGACUUAAAGGCUACGUGUAGAAAAGAACUGCACUUACAGUCUACAGAAGGGGAGAUAUUUUUAAAUGCAGAUACAAUCCGCCUGGGAAAUCUGCCAGUGGGCUCCUUCUCCUCCUCUUCACCGAGCUCUUCCAUUCCUCGCCAGACUAUCUACGAGCUCUGCGUCUGUCCCAAUGGUAAACUUUACCUGUCCCCAGCAGGAGCAGGCUCCACAUGUCAAUCCAGUAGCAACAUCUGCUUGUGGAGCUAGAAGGACUCCAAUUUAUCCUCACACCAGAAUAGCCUUUUGUUACUAUCCCUCUGCUUCACAGUUCUGCUCGGUUUCCCUUGUGACAAGUUCGACGCUUCAAAUGGCCUGCAGAGCAACUUCUUCCAGUGUAAGCAGGAAUACAGCGCUGCCUUCUCUCGUGGUUUGUGUUACCACUCAACGUAGAGAUGGGAGUGAGAUAUUCAGAAAUCAAUGUAUUCUUCUUCAUCAGGAAACCUGGAACAUAAUAUCACCUUUUGUCCAAAAGGGAGAAUAACAUAGGUGCCUUUGCUACAUGAAGUGAAGCACAUAGUUUUAAAUUUUUGCAGGACCUGGAUAAGAACUGCACAUAUAAAUAUAUAUAUACAGUACAUAAACAAAUUUGCCCAGAGUCUGAUGGUGAGAUGAAUUGGUUACCCCUGUAUGGUAAAUAACUCUACUGUCUGAAAGCACAAUUUUCCAUUCAUCUUUUUUGGAUGUAAACUUUUAUCCCUGAAUUUUAAAAUUUUGAAGCAUUGUGUGAUGCUUGCUUUACUAAACAAUUACAUUCAGUAAAUGGUUUUUAACACAAAAAGAGACAGAAUCCCUCCCUGAGUUUGGUUUCUUUAGAAGUGCGUUGUUACUCUUUGUCUACUAAGUCUAGGGUUUUGUACACUAGGUAAAUUUUGGAAGUGCUCAGCAAUAUUACCUUUCAGAGUGAAAAAGACAUCUGCUCUUGUUUGUCUGAUCUGAAUGGCCUUAUAUAUUAAUUUGUGGCUACUACAUGUGAAGCGAUUGCUUUCACUAGAACAUACAGGUUUUGGGAAAGAACAGGGUCAAGAGGGAAAUACUGAUGAUAUGUCUUUUGACCAGUGUAUUGCUCUUCAUGAAGUAAUUAUAAUUGGCAAAUGAAAAAAAAAAAAUCUUCAAAGGUACAUGUUGUCCAUUUUCUAGCUAACUGCUGCCAUUUGAACACUGCUUAAAAUUAGUACUAAUGCAAUGUGUAAUGCUGAGAAGCAAUUCACUAACAAGUGGUAUGACACUCAUAUUUUUUAUUCUACUUCGGUUUACCAUCUGCUGCUAAGAUUUCAAAGUAAUAGUAAUACACAUAUAUGCAAACAUAUCAAAUUACAUUAAAUAUGAAGAAAAUACAUUAAGUAAGUACAUUAUCAAUAUUAUAUUGACUUCAUCAGGUCUGCGUUUAAAUUAUGCAGCCCCAUUUGCACCAGUAUCUCACUGCUGACUUCCUAUUUUUGACCAGUUUAAUAUGAGAUUUCUUACUUGUAUCAACGUUCAUACUUGAUUCAUUUGAUUUGUAAUUGAAAUCUUAUAAGAACACUUCGGUAUACUGCUACAUAAAUUUAUCACAACAUUGAUUAACAAGAGUAUCUUGAAACUUACAGAACCCAGGAAUGUAAAACAGUAUAAAAAUGUUUCCUAUUCUGGAAGAUGGCUUGAUUACAUAAGGUAAGUGCGCUUUUUAAUACUAUCCUUUAAAUUACAUCACCUAGCAUGUAGCUUUGGAGGCUUCUGAAUGUAAGAUGACCAAUUCAUUGACAGCUUUUGCAAGGUAACUCUGAAGGGCAAAGAGUGAAAGGUGAGUAUUUCUACAGAGUAUAUUUUUUGUCUUUGCAAAAAAAAUUAGGAAAAUAAGUAAACUAAUGUUUUGAUUACCUUUCUAUUUUAUUACCACCUAAUAAGGCUGACUUUGAUUUCACUUCAGGUGAAAUUCACUCCUAUGCAGAAGACCAGCACAAGACACGUACAUGACUUAACUGGUGCUUGUCUUUCCACUGGUUCUCUUCAGAGGUGUGAAUUUCACCCCAUAGCAAGAAUGCUAUACUUGUGUUUUCUAGCAGUUAAAUUAAGAUUUUAAAUUGAUUAUUUUAUUUCUUCAAAAGAAGUCUAGUAAGAAAUAAUUUGAUAUUAAUUUAAUAAUUUUAUUAUUUCACUUGAAAGAAAAUGUAUUUGAAAAUAUUGCAAGAAAAUAUAUUAGAAGCUUGGAGAUUCUUAGUAAGAGGGACAGAAACAGAUACAAACAACAACAGGGAUAAUAAAACAUUUGAAAUUCCAUCCAUAUAAUAUACACUUAAAACCGAAAGGAAAUAGAUGUCUUUUUCUACUUUUUUGUUCUACUUUUUACACAAUAGCAUGUAGGUGUGAAAGUCCAACGAUGAAAGGAUAAAUAGUAUUCCAGGAGAACAAGAUAAAUCCAUAUGUAUUCAUUAUCUCUGCACACCCACAGACACUGGUUGCUUCAAAGAUGAGAAGGCUCUACUGACUUACCUAUUCAGUGAAUUAAAUUUUACCUUCUUACAAAUUACAUACAAAUUGAUUAAGGGGUUUUGUUUGUUUGUUUGUUUGUUUUUAAUAUUCUCAAAUAAAUCCAUAGGAAUGGCUUGCAGAUACUUUGUCAUGGACUUUCCAUUGAGCAUCUCUAAUAUGUUUGCUCUUCACCUUAUAUGAUAAUUUACCUGUAGUGCAUUUCUAGCCACUGAAGAGAUAGACUGAAACUUUAUAAAUUCUACAUGAACAGAAAACAAACAAACAACAACAACAACAAAAAAAAACCCUACAUAUCUUUUGUAACUAUUUUCAUAUUUACAAGGCUUAAAUAUUUUACCUCUGUGUCUGAGGAAAACUUAGGGCAGAUACGUAGAUGGUACGUUGGACAAAACCAAGCCAAUAAGUCCACAAAGCUUUGCACUGUCAGGAUUUUCUUGCUAGCAGUCAUUUCAGUUUGCCCCAUAUAAUUUAUGAUGCCAAUAUUAGCACAAGUAAAUUUGGGAGCUUCAGGAAACUAUGAGGUGGUUCUCAUAAAUGUGUUAAUAUUCUGGUGACUUUCAUAAUAUUGAUAUUUACAUCCACUGAAGGCUAUAAGAAGGGGAAAAGAACAGUUUUCAUAUUUAAGAGUUUUUCUAGCCCACAUGACUUCAAAGAAUAUUAGAAAAGGGAUUUCAGUGCAUCUAAAGAACUAAAAACAUCAGAACACCAAUAAUAUAUCAGUAGUGUCAGUGUUUCUGAGUGGGAAGAGAAACAAAUCUGAUAUUUUUCAAUGUUUGGAGCUGACAAUAGUAGAUCUCUUUGAUCUGUAGUGUGCUUCAAAAAGUGACGCUGUCCCACUACGUCAUUUCAGAUGUAAGAAAACUGAAAGAUCUCAGUGCAAAUACCACGUUAAAACAUGGAGCCAUACCUUUACUAUUUUUGUAAUUUUGAGGCAUAAAAUAAAGUUCAUUAUGUGCAGAACCAGUUGGAAACUUUCAGUUACUUUUUGUCACCUUCCUCAAAGGUUCUUGGCCCUUUCUUUAAGUUGUUUCAGUCCUUAUUAGCCAUGUAUAAUGUCCAGUAUUCAUGUUAUAUAAAGCUGCUGCUGUAUCUCUAACUAGAGUAUUUAUUUAACAAAAAAUUUUGAUUACUUAUUUCAGAAAAGAGAUGUCGCUUCUUAUUCCAGCUAAGGAUGAGUUUCCCAUUAACAAAUCACUCUGUUGUGACAAUUGUAUAGAAAGAUUGAAGACCUCAAGGUAUUUUUAAGCAUUAAUAUUGGAGCAAUUUAAAAAAAAUAUCUAAAAAUACUCUUUUGAGGCUCUUUCUAGUAUAUGAAUACAUGUAUCAAAUAAAGCUUCUUUUUGUACUCAAAUGUUUGGGAACCACAAAGAUGGUAUUGCAGCUGUUUGACUUUUCCAGAGCUAUCUCUAUGGAAACAGUGAAAUACACGAAAAGACCUUAUUAGCUACAUGUAUUUAAUGCAUACAAGAGAUUUAUCUUCUGUAAAAAUAUGUGUCAUUAUAUUAUAGGAUACUGUCUCUUUCUUGUUUAAAAAAGAAAAAUAAAAGCAUCAGCAAUCUCUCUGAGCACUGUUAGCUGUAUGGUUUUGUACUGCAGUUCAUUCAUUGGUUAAGUGAUAAGACCAAAGACUGAAACUUCUACUUUAUCUAACAUUAUGACACUGCUGCUUCUACUAAUUCUGUUGGAAUGAAGAGACAACAAGUUGUAAUUACAACAUGAAAUUGUAACAUAGUUUAGAUUUGUACAGCAUUUUGAGCUGUAGAUUGUUCACUUUUUCCCAGAGUUAUUUUUUUUUUUUCAGCAUUGUGCAGUUAUGUUACUGUUCAUACUUGAUAUGAAUCUUUCAGUGUUCUUAAAAAGAGGAGAGUGUAUAUUCCAAAAUGUGCCAAGAUAUUGUUUCUUUCAACUGAAGCUAUACUGUUUUGUUUGCAAAACGGUGGUUUGACUGGACAACACAAUUUCACUUUUUAAAACAUUUUAGAUACAGAGGGCUAUUAAGUCUGUCUUGAAGAUACAGCCAUAAAUGCUUAGAAGGAUUUUAUGAAGGAUGCUUAAGAUACUCUGUUACUAACACUUUGUAUUGUUUCUUAUGGUUUUGGUUUAAGAUUCUAAAUCAUUGUCUAAAUAAUAAAAAAAGUAAAACACACUAUGGAAUUACUAUCAACUGAUUCAGAGUAAUGAAAAUGUAAGUUGGAUCAAAGGUUGAGUGUCAUAUUGUUUCAAUCAGUACUCAGUAAAGGUCUGCUAACCAUUUUUGUUUUGUAACUUUCACGUUAAUGAUUUUCUUGUGUAUAUACUAUAUAAAAAGAUGGGAACUAUUUUCUUACACAUACUAUGCAAUAUGUUUGUAAAACUGCAAUAUUACCAAAAUUACAAAAGCUGUGCUUUUGUACUCUUGCUUUAUGUAAAACAAAUCUUUUUUCUAUUUAACAGAUUGUCUGUCAUAAUUGUAGAUAACAUUAUUCAAGAGAAGUACACUAAAACUUUAAGACUUUUUAUUUCAGUUUCCUUGUUUUUUUUAUUUUAUGAAAAUAAUAGCAAGGUUUUGGAAGUUGGAAAUUGUCUUUGUUUUUUUCUUGGAAAGAUAGAAAUUUUACAGCAUGUAAUUAACACAGUCUGAAAUCUCCUGUACUUCUUUCCUUUGAUUUUGCAUUUUUAUCUGGUGCUACUGUACAGCCACGAAUAAAUGUGAUCUAUAAAUUAGGGAACAAAUCAGAAUUCACUUCAGGAAUAACAAAAUGGGAAACUUGCUAAGGGUUAGAGGAGGAUGCAGAAUAACUGAUGAAAAAUUGUUGGUUUUUCUGGUUGGUUUGUUUGUUUGUUUUGUACUCUUCUGUCUAUGUUAGCUGAAAGGUAAUAGCUUUUCUUUUCAAAGUUUUGUCCUCACACAACAUAAUAGAGUUUUGUUUCAAACAUAUUUUUGAAAACAUAUACUGCACUUAAAUGUAGUAUUUGUGAAAAGAAAAUCAGAAUAUAAAGAAGUAUGGAUUUUAUUUCUAUAUCAGCUUUACUAAAGUUAAAAUUAAGAGUCCUGCAUCUCUUCUACUGUAAAAGCAUAUUAUACUGUAGAAGUUCCUUUGUAGCCUGCCAGAAUAAACACAAAGUAUGUGUUUAAACUGCACCAAUUUUCAAGCCACUUGGCAAUUACACAGCCAUGUCAGAGGUUGUGGUGAUCUCAUCCAUGCGAACAUGUCCUACCUGCUUUUAAAUUGAUAUCAAUUUUGUUCACCACAUAGCCUUGCACAUAGCUCUGGCAAAAAGCAGGGUAAGCACACAGAUGAUUUGUUUGCACUGAGCUCCUUUAUGCGAUGCUAUGGUUUUAGCAAUAUCCACAGUAGCCAAACAGUAGCUAACUGCAUAAUGCCUAAAAAAUUGAAGUUUCUGCACAUGAGCAAGAGUUGCAUAGACCUAUCAGUAACGCGGGUCCUUCUUAGUUUCAUGUGACUAAUAGAUAAUAGCUGAUACAGCAGGAAAAGAUACUCUUAGCCAUUUUAUUCUGGUUUGGACUAGUCCAAUCCAGGAAAAGGUAAAUGACACAAAAAGAUAAAUGGAAGGUUUAGUGAAGGAGAACAAAACAAAACUACAUAAGCAUUGUGUUGGUUCAACAUAGCCCACAUUGAAACCAGAAUUUAAUACAAGUUCUGUGUGUAAAAAUAGUUUCCCCUGAAACACUAAAUUGACCCUAGAGUAUGAUUUUUUGAAUUUUAAAAUAUUAUUUGAUCUUUAAACAAUACAUAUCUUAUACAGACCAGAACCAGGACAAGUUUCAGAACACACAGGGGAAAAGACAUAUAUUACAAGCCUGGUGUGAUCUGAGCCAAUAUUACAUACAACAUAAAUAAACCUAGCCUACUUAUCUGAGAAAAUAAAAUGAUCAGAAUAAGAAAUAUUCCCUCCAUUUUGAGAAAACUAAAAUUAUCAGGAUAUUUGACCUAAGGAGUUCCCAGCUUUUCCAGUGUCUCAGUUUCUAAAGUGUUUAAACUGUUAGAACCAUUUAUAUUUAAAAAGUCUGGCCUUUGGCUUAACCAAGUUCACUGAAUGCAUUACUUGAUCUGAGAAGAAAAGGUGCCUUUUUUUAUCACACAUAUACCUCUUGUUUGUGAGACCUGUGAGGGAAAAGUUCAGUUUCCAGCAUGAUCCAGAGCAUAUUAACAAGAAGGACUUACACACAAGAGAAUCAUUUUUGAAGGUCAGAUGUUGAAUUUUUUGUGUGCUUUAUGGUAUUUUGGAAGCCUGCCUACAGUCAUUCUUCACGACUGAAAAAAAAAAGAAAAAAAAAAGGAAAACACAUCAUUAUUUUCUUUGUAGGUGAUUUUUAUUCAGUUUUUCUUCCCCAGAUACUGAAGCAGUCAGAGAAAAUAAAACCCUCCCCUAUAUCCCCACCCACCAUUACCCCUUCAGCUAGGCUUCAGCUGUUCCUUUUAGCCUCCUUUUUCUUCCCAAACAACAAAGGAAUAGGCAACAGAAAGGAUUUUGCUAAGUCUCUUUAUCAAGCUCCUAUGUAGCAUACUGGAACUGUAUCAAAGGGGAAAUUUCUAUCAAAGAGGAAGCUUAUUUGCUUAGUGAAAACAAAAGUUAUAUAAGAUGGAAAUAAACUCAGGUAAAUAUCAAUUGUAAUCCAGUUUACUAGAAUGAAUAGUAAAGUAUUUUGGACUAUGAAAUCCUUAAUAACUUUUUAUUUCAAAUAACAUUUUUCACUUAGUGAAUGCAUUUAAAAUACUGUAAAAGAAUUUUACAUACUAUUCUAUCCUAUUAACAUUUUCAUUUUUUGAAAAUACACUAGAAGAGUAAUUAGUGAGCUCAUUAUUUGUCCCUCUCUAUGAAUGCACUCAUUUAUUUUAAUAAAUGUGAGUGAAUAUAUACAACCUAAAAUGUUACAUGGUAAAAAUGUAUUUAAAAAAUACAAAAAAUAGAAGGUGAAAUAAUUGUUCCUAUGGGUCCUAUAGGGUGACAUUCUCAUUCAUCCUACAUAGAUUAAGAAUACAAUUUCUUUUUCAGUUGCAUUCCUUUUUAUUGUUCUGUAUGAUUUUUGGGAUAUCAGGAACCCCUGAUGGAAGGAAAUAUUGUAUCUGUAUAGUGGUAGAGGCAGCUGUGGUGGCUUACUGUGGCUCUGAGCAGGAUAUGAAAGCACAUAUGCUUAUGUGAGCAGAGAGGGCCUCCUGCAGUAGUUCUCCUUUUUGAAAACAGCAGUCAGGAUGAUUUCCAAUCCUGUGUUCAUCAGGGUGAGUAGGAGAUGACGUUGCAAUGGCAUGGGCAAAAAGACGGGCAGGUUGUGUUUGAUCUGCAUAGGAAUGGGGAGAGCAGUAGAGCAGUGAUCCACAAGUGGCGAGUCCAAAUUGGCCUUGGUGCAAUAGUAGACAACAGAAAUGUAAUUGAAAGUUGUUUUGUUUUUUGCUGAUUGUUUAUUGUUUUUAAGUGAAAAAACAGUGACUAGGCUUCUCCCUAAGCCUGAUGAUAACUAAGAGAAAUGCACAUAAAGCCAGGCAGAAAUGAAUGUCUUUAUAUCUUUGUACCUAGGGAGCUUUCCUUUCUGGACUAUUUUAAAAAACACCACUGGAAAGGAAAAAAAGCAUGAAAAAGUAUAAAUUUUGUACUUCUCAAGUAGAAAGUGACAUUGAACUGUCUGUAUACAUGUGUCUUUGUUUAUGGCAGAAAGAGCCAAAAGUAGCCCAGUGGAUUCAAAUAGUGUUAAAGGCAGUAGGAACACUGACAAAUUCCACAUCUUGAGAUUAGGUUUUAAAUGUUAAUUGAGAGUUUAUGUAUAAAUCAAAUUACAUGUUCCAUGAUUUUUUGUACUGUGCUUCUAAAAUGCAUCAUUAACAUCAGUGUAACUUUCUCUGAAAAUUGUUCCUACUUCUAAUGACAGGUGUCGCUUGGACUCCCACACAUGGAGAGCUUUAGACUGAUUGUGCAGUCUUCACUCAUUUGUCUAAACCAAAUUAAGAAAUCAUGAGAUGUCCAAGAUAAUUCAUAAAAGGAAAUGGCAGUAAAAAUCUACAGCUGCUGCCUUUUCAUAUUUCAGCCUAAUAUUUUUCUGGUGGUAGAUGGGUUGCAUUGUUUCUGGAAGCAAUAUAUUCGAUGUUCUCAGUGUUCUACUAGCCUAGAUCUCUGCUCCAGAGAGAUUUUAGGGAAAUGACUUCUUAUCACUGGGGUUUGGCUUUGAUUUCCACUGUAUUGCUUAUCUUUAGAAUUCCCAUAAUCCUUAUUUCUAAGUGUAAAGGGGUGAGAAAAAUUUGAUAGCAGCUACUAAAGCACAGGCAAACCUUCAGGGUACCAUUGAUUUGGAAAUGAUUUCCAAGACCAGAAAUAAGCCAUUCGUAACAGAUCACUAAAUCAUUCAAGUUGGAAGGUACCUUUAAAGACCACCUAAUCCAACUUCCCUGCAAUGAACAAGGACACCUACAGCUAGAUGAGGCUGCUCAGUGCCCUGUCCAGCCUGACCUUGAAUGUCUCCAGGGAUGAGGCAUCCACCACCUCUCUGGGCAAACUCAUUCCAGUGCUUUACUAUCCUUACUGUAAAAAAAAAACCAAACAUUUUUCUUAUAUCAAAACUAAAUCUCCCCUCUUUUUAGUUUGAAACCAUUACCCUUGUCCUGUUACAACAGAUUGCUAAAGAGUCUGUCCCUGUCUUUCUUAUAGCCCCCAUUUAGAUACUGCAAAGCUGUUAUCAGAUCUCCCUAGAGUUCUCUUCUCCAGUCUGAACAGCUUCAGCUCUCUCAUCCUGUCCUCACAAGAAAAGUGUUCCAUCCCUUGGAUCAUUUUUGUGGCCCUCCUCAGGAUGUGAUCCAGAAGGUCCAUGUCUCUC
Messenger RNA from Gallus gallus (chicken), 11074 nucleotides. RefSeq names its product sarcoglycan zeta (gene SGCZ). Gene Ontology annotation, cellular component: sarcolemma; sarcoglycan complex. Bases 916 to 2007 code for a protein of 363 amino acids. The record is from RefSeq and is a predicted model, not a curated record. The transcript has 10 exons. Gene Ontology annotation, biological process: cardiac muscle tissue development; heart contraction. Lineage: Eukaryota; Metazoa; Chordata; Aves; Galliformes; Phasianidae.